AUGGUAAGUAUCUUCAAAAGCAGAAAUGGAGACCCUUUGACUCUCCGGAGAAAAGCAAAUGGCCACAAACUCCUCUUGAUCUCCUUCGAUGGAUUCCGAUGGGAUUACGACCAAGAUGUAGAAACACCAAACAUGGACAACUUAGUCAAGGAAGGAGUGAAAGCAAAAUAUAUAACUCCUCCCUUUGUGACCAUGACUUCACCUUCCCAUUUCACAACCAUUACAGGCCGCUGGAUUGAAGACCACGGGGUCAUCCACAAUAUGAUGUUCAACACAGAGACUCUGAGAAAGUAUGGCCACAAAGAAACACAGAACAAAACGGAGUGGUGGGACAAUGGAGUUCUACCACUGUGGAUCACAGCUCAAAACCAGGGAAAAAAAACAGCCUCAUUUCACUAUCCAGGAGGAGGUGCAAACUACAGCGGCCAAGUGGUCGACAGAAGCUUGGUAGAGUCCUUCACUCAUCCGGACAGCAAUGAGACAGAGUGGAGAGAGAACAUUGAUAUCGUCAUGGACUGGUUCACCAAAGAAGGCUUUGAUUUCGUCACCCUCUAUUAUGGGGAGCCCGAUAACACAGGGCACAAGUAUGGCCCAGAGACUGAAGAAAGGAGAAAAAUUAUCCAACAAGUUGACCGAACCUUUGGCUACCUGGUAGAAGCAAUUGAAAAACAAGGCUUGAAAGAUACCCUCAACGUCAUCAUUACAUCUGACCAUGGCAUGACCACAAUCAAAAAGAAACCGGCCGUCGAAGAGGUCUUAUUGGUCAACUACAUUACAUUUAGCAAUUUGUCAAAGUUUGACAUUGUGGACUAUGGUGGCUUUGGCAUGAUCCUCCCCAAACCGGGAAAAGAAGAAGAAACCUAUCAAGCCUUGAAAAAUGCCCAUCCUCAUCUAAAGGUGUACAAAAAGCAAGACUUCCCUGAACGUUUCCAUUACGCCAAACAUGACCGCGUCUUGCCACUUCUGCUUUAUGGCGAUUCUGGUUACAGCGUCAAUGGGAGGUUUAUCAUCUAUGUUAACAAAGGUGACCAUGGAUUCGACAAUGAAGGCAUGGACAUGAAGACCAUCUUUAGAGCUUUUGGUCCAGAUUUCAAGAAAGGGUAUUUAGCGGAACCCUUCGACAGCAUCCACAUUUACCCAUUGAUGUGUGAGCUUCUGGGCAUCGAGCCAGAGCCCAACAAUGGUUCUCUGGCACUUACUCGAGGCAUGCUCAUUCCCGCAAAGGACCUCCUCGUCCCCGUCAUUGUAGUUAGUACAAUGGGUGCCCUGCUUGUUCUGAUACCCAUUGUAGCUUUGACAUACGGGAUCAUUAAGCGAAAGAAGAGGUAA
Molecule: messenger RNA, 1329 nt
Organism: Elgaria multicarinata webbii
Lineage: Eukaryota; Metazoa; Chordata; Lepidosauria; Squamata; Anguidae
Product: ectonucleotide pyrophosphatase/phosphodiesterase family member 7-like
Exons: 5
Coding region: 1-1329 (442 amino acids)
Source: RefSeq, a predicted model, not a curated record